AUGCCACACAGUAUGUUUUGUCUUGUACUUGUCUUCUUCUUCUUAUCGACAUCCCUCGCUCAAGAAAAUAUCUUCUCACCGAAUCGCUUCAAAAAUAUCAUCAUAUUUGGCGAUUCAUAUACGGAUACAGGCAACGUUUAUAGAUUAACUCGACGUGCAUGGCCUUUAUCACCUCCAUAUCACCGUGGACGAUAUUGUAAUGGACCUAAUUGGGUGGAUCAAUUGAGAGGUUCUCGAGUGAAGAAUUAUGCCUAUGGAAGUGCAACAACUGACAGUAAUUUUGUUCAAGGUUAUACAAUAGGCAAUGUUCCUGUCCCAGGCAUUCGACAACAAGUUCAAAAUUAUAUGAAAGGCUGGAACUCGAGAUAUAUCAGUCGUCCAGAUACUCUUCAUAUUGUUUGGAUUGGUGGCAAUGAUUUUAUUUUCAAUCAUUCAGCACUACCAAAUUUAGUUGUACCUAGUCUGAUGAAUAGCAUUAAUGAUUUAGUUGCGAAAGAUGCUAAACAUAUUCUCGUAGUCGACCAAGUACCAGCUCAAUAUAUUCCCGCAGGUCUAGCACUUGCACCACCAGCAGAAUUAGCUUAUCUUACAGCAAUGUACAAUACUUUAUUGAACGCAAGUCUUCAUAGCAUUCAACAAAAAUAUCCACAAACAUCGAUUCAUAUUUUCAGCAUCAAUGCACUUGUGACAAAAGUUGUUACCACCCAUUCUGAUUACUUUACAAAUACAACUACCAAUUGUUGGAAUGUUCAAAAUUACACUAUAGUCAAGAAUUGUGAAAAUCCAAACAAUUUUGUCUUUCUUGACAAUAUACACUUUAGUAAUCAUGUGCAUACAUUGAUUGCUGAUCCUGUUCAAAAAUUUCUUUUGCCUUCAUAUGCAGUUAAUAGUGCUAGUUGUUAUAUUCGUCAAGCUUAA
Adineta steineri is the source of this 918-nucleotide messenger RNA. The record is from the annotation of a GenBank genome assembly. NCBI's taxonomy places the organism in Eukaryota, Metazoa, Rotifera, Eurotatoria, Adinetida, Adinetidae.